Messenger RNA from Pyricularia oryzae 70-15, 2186 nucleotides. RefSeq lists its product as uncharacterized. The coding region runs from base 73 to 1983 and encodes 636 amino acids. Lineage: Eukaryota; Fungi; Ascomycota; Sordariomycetes; Magnaporthales; Pyriculariaceae. The transcript is spliced from 2 exons. The record is from RefSeq and is a predicted model, not a curated record.
UAUCUUUUUCGAAUUUACUCAGUUCAGUAUCACUCGUCGAUCGAGUGAUCUUCGCCAGCGGCAUCUUACAUCAUGCACCUCUCCACAACCUCAUUAUCCCUUGUGCUCGUCUCCGGCGUAGCGGCAUCACUACCAGGGUUCCAGCCAAGUGUUGGAGGUUACAGUGGUGGCCUUGCUAGUCGAGCCUCCAUAACCGUUACAGAAGGCGGCAAGGAUGGCGGCAAGGUCGUGCAGGAGGAGAAGUUCAGCCGAGCCGACAUCAGCGUUGGCGGCAGUCGGGUAGCUGAAGCAGAAGACAACAAGGCCGUGAAGGAGGGAGAAGAAAAGUUCAAGGGCAAUUUGGGCAUCACCAUCGACCCCAAGACCGGCGCCAGCAAUUCUGGCGGAUCCCUUGGCAUCACCAAAGGCUCCGACGGGAGCUUGUCGGUUGGCGGUAAGAGUGGCAUCAACGUUGGUGCUCCCGCCGAGAAGCAAAGCAAGAAGAACGCUGAAGGUGCCGCCGCAGAAGGCGGCGCUGCCACUCCCGGCAGAGAGGCUGCCGCUCCCGCAGAGGCCGAGAAAAUAGCCGCCGAGCCCGCACAGGAGGGUGGUAAGGAGGCUGCCGCUCCCGCCGCUGGUGCUGGUGCCGAAGCUGGUGCCGGCGCUGCCGCUCCCGCCGCUGGUGCUGGUAAAGAGGGUGCCAAGAAGAGUGGAAAGGAGGCUGCCGCUCCCGCCGCUGGUGCUGGUGCCGAAGCUGGUGGUGGUAAAGAAGGUGCCAAAAAGGGUGGUAAGGAGGCUGCCGCUCCCGCCUCUGGUGCUGGUGCCGAAGCUGGUGGUGCUAAAGAAGGUGCCAAGAAGAGUGGAAAGGAGGCUGCCGCUCCCGCCGCUGGUGCUGGUGCUGGUGCUGAAGCCGGUGCCGGCGCUGCCGAUCCCGCCAAGGGUGAUGGAAAGGGCAAGGGCGGCGGUGGUCUGCAAAGCCUCAAAGACCUGAUCACCUUGCUCACCGGUGGAGGGAAGAAAAAUAAUGCUGCAGGAGAAGGCGCCGCGGCUGAUGGCAAAAAGAAGGCGGGAGAAGGCGCCGCCGCUGGAGGAGGUGCCGCCGCCGAGGGAAAGAAGGCUGGAGAGGGCGCCGCCGCUGGUGACAAGAAGAAGGGUGGAGAAGGCGCCGCUGCUGGAGGUGCCGCCGCUGGUGACAAAAAGGCGGGAGAGGGCGCCGCUGCUGGUGACAAGAAGGCUGGAGAGGGCGCCGCCGCUGGUGACAAGAAGAAGGGUGGAGAGGGCGCCGCCGCUGGUGACAAAAAGGCGGGCGAGGGCGCCAAAGCCGGCGCCGGUGCCGCAGCAGGUGCCGGAGCAGAAGGUGGUAUGAAGGGUGGAGCCGCAGCGGAGGGUGCCAAAGCCGGUGCCGGUGCCAAGGCAGGUGAAGGUGCCAAAGCCGGUGCCGGUGCAGGAGGCGGCAUGAAAGGUGGAGCCGCAGCGGAGGGUGCCAAAGCAGGCGAGGGUGCCAAAGCCGGCGCCGGUGCCGCAGCAGGUGCCGGAGCAGAAGGCGGUAUGAAGGGUGGAGCCGCAGCGGAGGGUGCCAAAGCGGGUGAGGGUGCCAAAGCAGGCGAGGGUGCCAAGGCAGGUGAAGGUGCCAAGGCAGGUGAAGGUGCCAAAGCCGGUGCCGGUGCCGCAGCAGGUGCCGGAGCAGAAGGCGGCAUGAAAGGUGGAACCGCAGCGGAGGGUGCCAAAGCAGGCGAGGGUGCCAAAGCCGGUGCCGGUGCCGCAGCAGGUGCCGGAGCAGAAGGCGGCAUGAAAGGUGGAACCGCAGCGGAGGGUGCCAAAGCAGGCGAGGGUGCCAAAGCCGGUGCCAAAGCCGGUGCCGGCGCAGGUGCCGCAGUAGGUGCCGGUGCCGGAGCUGCGGGCAGCGCUACUAACCCGGGCGGCAAUGUGCUUAUCGCAGGGUUCACGUUCCUGCCCGACGGCAGCGUCGUUUCCCCAGACGGUACCGUUCAAAAAAUGAACUAAAGCCGUUGAGCAGACUACAGAAUGAGAGAAUACGAUUGUGUCGAACACACAGAGUAAAGACCGGUUUCUUGUUUGAGAUCUAUACACAGAGUUCGUUUCGCAUUUGUCAAUAGUUCUAGAGAGAAAACAGGUACACCAGCCCUGAUUGAUUGAAUGCCACACGUUUUGAUGAUUACGAUGGCAAUCGCACGUUUCGUUUUGUU